UGCGACAGUUGUUUCGGAGCUACGAAACUGAAGGAAAAUAUUUUCAGCAUGAUGAGAGUCAGUGGAGUUCCUGUACUGCUUCUAGGUCAUUUAUGGAGCCGUAUAAUUAUUGAACAGUGCUACGGACUGACGUAUGAGGAUGUGAAGACAGCUGGGUCAGGAGUAGAAUUCUCUCCAAUGGAGCUAUUUACCCUGAAACAAGAAGACCUGGAACAAAGUCUUGUUUACCUGGGAAAGGACAGUCUGUCACUAGAACAAGCAUCUUCUAUAUGGAAGGCCUUAGUAAAGGCAUAUGGCGAUGUGAGCGAAAUACCUGACAAGUGUCUGCAGCAGCUAGGAUGGAUUGCUUCAGGUAUCCCACUGGAAGAUAUAAGUAACAUCACGGUAACUGAAAUUGAUACCAUUGCAGCCCUGGGUCAGUUCCACAAUCUGUCACUAACACAACUCACUGCUUUGGCAGCACAGGUCCACAAAAGCUGGGCAGCCAAGGAACCUGAAGACUACACAUGUUAUGAUCUGAUAGCAUUACAACAUAUACUGUGUGGCUUCAACCGCACUGCAAUCGAGAGGAUACAUCCAAGUCUCACUGCUUUGGCAGCACAGGUCCACAAAAGCUGGGCAGCCAAGGAACCUGAAGACUACACAUGUUAUGAUCUGAUAGCAUUACAACAUAUACUGUGUGGCUUCAACCGCACUGCAAUUGAGAGGAUACAUCCAAGUGCAUACAGUAAAGCUGCCAAAACUCUGGGAGGACUGAAGUACUGCCCAAUGGAGAUACUGCAAGGAUUGGCUACUUUAGCAAUUGACAGUGCAGCAUUUGGAAACACAGCUCUUUGGACACCAGCACAGGUGAAUGCCGUAGGCUGCGUGCUAGGAGGACUUGACAUGUCUUACAUUGCCUCCAUUCCUGCAAAGUCACUUGAAUUCUUGACACCUGAUGCUGCCAGAUGUAUACCUCCACAGCUAAUAAAGGCAAUGUCAGCAGCUCAGAAAGAGAAACUACAGUCAACCGCCACCACUCACUUCAGCAGAGAACAACGGGCAGCACUAAGCUCAUACAUGCAAGUAACUCACUGUAUGACCAACAGUUCUGAAAUAGACUGCAGCAGCUCUCCACGUGAGUUUGUGCCAUAA
This is a messenger RNA of Cryptotermes secundus, 1134 nucleotides long. RefSeq lists its product as uncharacterized. The record is from RefSeq and is a predicted model, not a curated record. Gene Ontology annotation, biological process: cell-matrix adhesion. Lineage: Eukaryota; Metazoa; Arthropoda; Insecta; Blattodea; Kalotermitidae. The coding region runs from base 49 to 1134 and encodes 361 amino acids. The transcript has 9 exons. Gene Ontology annotation, cellular component: cell surface.